Anopheles merus is the source of this 969-nucleotide messenger RNA. RefSeq names its product G-box-binding factor-like. The transcript has 2 exons. The record is from RefSeq and is a predicted model, not a curated record. The coding region runs from base 40 to 882 and encodes 280 amino acids. NCBI's taxonomy places the organism in Eukaryota, Metazoa, Arthropoda, Insecta, Diptera, Culicidae.
ACAGCUCUUGCAACCACACUAGUCCCGAAACCACUAGCCAUGAAGGUAUUCAUCGUUCUUGCAGUGAGCAUCGCCAGCAUGGCGGCAGGUGGCUACGCCACAAAGGUAGCCACCGGCCAGCAGAAGACGCUGGACAAACGCAGUCCUUGGGGAUUGUUCUACGGCGGAUUUGGAGACAGUUUAGCGCGAUCGGACGAUGUACAUGGGCACGGGGUAGCAUCGUUUGCGGCGCCACAGCAGCAGUACGGUAGUGGAUGGCAUCAGGAAUAUCAGCCACAGGGACAUCACUGGGCGCAGGCAGACCACGAACCGAAGUCACUAAGUCAUACUCCGGUGCACGAGUGGCAGGCUGAGCGAGUGGCUGCACCCGUCCACUACGACGAACAUGCCCAACAGCACCAGUUCCACUUUGGAGGUUCGUUCGAGCAGCCGAAGGUGGAGCAAUCGUACGGCUGGCAGCAGCAGCAGCAGCAGCAGCACCAUACCCUACAGGACGAGGAUACUUACAAGGACUGGGGACUGCAGCAUCAGCAGCUCCAGCAGGGAGGCUCUUCCCACGAGUGGAACCACGACGAAGGGAAGGAGAAGGAGCUGACUGGUCAUGGUGAUUGGGCACCGCUGUCGGCCGGCAGUGCCGAUCUGCUCAAGGAGCACUCCGCCCAGUCGGUGACGACGGAAACGAAGGAAGAGCAUCACCAGGAGUGGGCCCCCAUUGAGGGAAAGGCCGAGGAGCACAAGGAGGAGCAUCACCAUACGAAGAUCAUCAAGGUGCCGUACCCGGUGCACAUCGAGAAACCCUACCCCGUGUACAUCGAGAAGCCGUUCAUCGUGGAAAAGCCGGUGCCACUGAAGCUGUACAUUAAGAAGAAGCAUCAUCACUAGACAUUAAGGCAAACAACGUGUAAAGUCAACUAGGUUAGGAACGAAACAUUUGUAACUGAUAAGUGUUAAACUAAAGGACACACCUGU